Molecule: messenger RNA, 1190 nt
Organism: Ziziphus jujuba (common jujube)
Lineage: Eukaryota; Viridiplantae; Streptophyta; Magnoliopsida; Rosales; Rhamnaceae
Product: probable peroxygenase 4
Exons: 7
Coding region: 349-951 (200 amino acids)
Molecular function (GO): calcium ion binding; monooxygenase activity
Source: RefSeq, a predicted model, not a curated record
AAAAAAACAAAAGCAAAAAAAAGGUCCCUAAGGAUUAGAUGCCGCUUUUGCUUUGCCCACCCAUCGACACAAAACCCAUUCACAUACAUUUCAACCUUCGUUUGGGUCCCACACCUACACCCAAAAACCAGGUCCAAAAAUAAAAAAUUACUACUUGCUAAACGCAUAUAUUUUGAUAUAGUAAAAUAUUAUUUACCUUUUUGGGGCAUCUUAUAAAUUAGCAUCAAAUCCUGUAAAAUCCUCUAAAAUUAGUUGGUUGUUCAUUUUAGUUCUUCCUCUUCGUUAUAUUUUGGUUCUUCUCUCUUUUGGCUUUCUCUUUCCCUUCUUUUCUCCACUGUAAUUCAAAUAAUGUCUUCGGCAAACAUUAUUCAAGAGGAACAUGAUGAGAAAUCAUUGACACCCAGAGAUGAGAAUGUUCUGAAAAAGCAUGUUCAAUUCUUUGAUCGGAACAAUGACGGCUUCAUUUAUCCUUGGGAGACUUACCAAGGUUUUCGAGCGAUUGGAUGUGGUAUUGCUUUGUCUGCUUUCUCUGCUUUAUUCAUUAACAUGGGCCUCAGUGGGAAAACUCGUCCUGGAAAAUUUCCAUCUUUGCUCUUCCCCAUUGAAAUCCAACACAUCACUAAAGCCAAACAUGGAAGCGACUCUGGCGUGUAUGACCAUGAUGGAAGGUUUGUUCCCUUAAAAUUCGAAGAGAUAUUUAAGAAAUAUGCACGUACAACUCCUGAUGCAUUGACAUCGGACGAACUAUCAAAGAUGAUAAAGGAAAACAGGGAAUCCAAAGAUUAUAAAGGCUGGAUCGGAGCAUAUGUAGAAUGGAAGAUCCUAUAUUAUCUUUGCAAGGACAGGCGUGGUUUAUUGAGAAAAGAAACAGUACGAGGUGUUUAUGAUGGAACCUUGUUCGAACAUAUGGAACGGGAAACAUUAGCAGCUAAGAAGAAUAAUUUCCUGUAAAGAAUGGCAUAUUGAUGGUUGGUGCUGGUUUGGCCUACUAACACUGCAUUUUAGUGAUGUUGAUUUUGGAAUUGUAAUUUCAUUGCGUGUCUUCUUUAAAGUUCUACAAUAACCUUAAAUCCUCCCUUCAUGAGAUAUUGUAAUUAUAAAAUCAUUCAGAUAACUAAUCUGUGUAUAUGGGAGAAUCAUUGUAUGUUCAUAUGCUAUUAAUAAAAGUAUUAGUGAUUGUUAGAGUAGUC